GAAUAAUGGACUCCACGACAGGACAAGAGAUUGAUAAAACCAGAAUAGCAGUUUGCGAUCAACAACACAAAAUCAGAGAGUGAGAAGAGAGCUGAAUCAGAUUCAUAAAACAUGGAUCUAUACUCAUUGCUUCAAUCAUCCAUCCCUUCUUUGACUUCUGUGGGUUUAUUGCUCUCAUAUUUUGGUUACUUGGCGGUUAUUGGCUCAGUUUUACCUGGCAAGAUUGUUCCCGGCGCCAUUUUAUCCGACGGCACUCGCCUCCAUUAUCGCUGCAAUGGUUUGUUGUCAUCGAUUUUGUCGCUGUUGCUUCUUGGUGGUGGGAUUGCUACUGGAUUCGUAUCGCCUACAGUCAUUGUUGACAGGGGACUAGAGCUUUUAUCCGCAACCUUUAUAUUCAGUUUUGUUGUAAGCUUGUUACUUUGUGUUGCUGGUUGCACUUCUCGUGACAAAGGUUCAUCACUCAAGCCUUAUGUAUCUGGAAAUUGGAUUCAUGACUGGUGGUUUGGAAUACAGCUGAAUCCUCAAUUUAUGGGCAUUGAUCUCAAAUUUUUCUUUGUGAGAGCUGGGAUAUUGGGCUGGUUACUUAUUAAUCUUUCAAUUUUGGCUAAAAGUAUAGAAGAUGGCAACUUAAAUCGAUCAAUGGUUCUAUACCAGCUAUAUUGCACUUUUUACAUCCUGGACUAUUUCUUCUACGAGGAAUACAUGACUUCCACUUGGGACAUAAUCGCAGAGAGGCUGGGAUUUAUGUUGGUCUUUGGGGAUCUUUUGUGGAUUCCUUUCACAUUUAGUAUCCAGGGAUGGUGGCUUUUAAGAAACAAGGUGGAUUUAACCACUGCUGCUGUUGUGGCAAAUUGCAUCGUCUUCGUAAUGGGGUACCGCAUAUUCAGGGAAGCUAACAGGCAGAAACAUGUGUUUAAGAAGAAUCCUAAAGCACCAAUAUGGGGCAAACCUCCAAUGGUCAUUGGAGGAAAAUUGCUUGCUUCUGGCUAUUGGGGAAUCGCUAGACACUGUAACUAUCUGGGAGACUUGUUAUUGGCACUGUCCUUCAGCCUACCCUGUGGAAUCAGCUCUCCGAUUCCUUACUUUUAUCCUGUAUAUCUUCUUAUUUUGCUGAUAUGGAGAGAGAGAAGGGAUGAAGCUCGAUGUGCACAGAAGUACAAAGACAUUUGGGCUGAGUACUGUAAAAUUGUGCCCUGGAGAAUUUUGCCAUAUGUUUAUUAGGAGUGUACAUCAUCAACAUUCCCUUCAGUACGGUGAAGCAGAGAUACCUCUUCUUCAGUCCGCCAUUCCAGUGGUGUCGUGUCUGUACUCAAGCCUCAUUUUGUUUUCCCUAGAGGUGAAUCAUCAACUUUGGUAUUUCAACUAAAAGAAGAAAUCUUUUGAGGGAAAAUAUCGUGUGGUUUCGAAUUGGUUAGUCACUAUUAUGACUAUGACGAAAGUAUCAGUGUUUGGUUAGUGACUAUUGGCAUAUCAUUGGUUAAAUGUUUGGAGUUGCUUAAUUUUUCUUAAGCACUAUAGUUUUAGGUUUAUUUGUUGCUUUUUCUUCUUCUUUCUGGGUAAUUAGUCAUACAGCAUACAAUUUUAUUUUUGUUAAUCUGCGAAUAAUAUUGUCACAAUUAGUUGUCACUAUUUGUACUAUGUAAUUCUAUUGGUCCACAUCAUUUUUUAAAGAA
This is a messenger RNA of Spinacia oleracea (spinach), 1673 nucleotides long. RefSeq names its product delta(14)-sterol reductase. Gene Ontology annotation, biological process: sterol biosynthetic process. The record is from RefSeq and is a predicted model, not a curated record. The coding region runs from base 112 to 1221 and encodes 369 amino acids. NCBI's taxonomy places the organism in Eukaryota, Viridiplantae, Streptophyta, Magnoliopsida, Caryophyllales, Amaranthaceae. The transcript is spliced from 13 exons. Gene Ontology annotation, cellular component: endoplasmic reticulum membrane. Gene Ontology annotation, molecular function: Delta14-sterol reductase activity.